Molecule: messenger RNA, 2669 nt
Organism: Paramisgurnus dabryanus
Lineage: Eukaryota; Metazoa; Chordata; Actinopteri; Cypriniformes; Cobitidae
Product: trypsin-like
Biological process (GO): proteolysis
Molecular function (GO): serine-type endopeptidase activity
Source: RefSeq, a predicted model, not a curated record
GCACAUGCUCAUUACCUAAUGAAUCUAAUGGCAAGCUCACACAAUAGGAUUGCAAAAACUACCAACUACACGAGGUUUCUUCUCAUCUGUCGUUGUCUUGUCCUCCUUGUCAUAGCUGCUUGCAUACACAAUGCAAACGAGACUCUUGAAGGUGGAGGAUACUACACACACCAGAAGAUGAAGUUUAAUGCUUUAUGUUUGUGUAUUGCUGGAGUCAUACUUCUCAAUAUAUCAGGUUCAUCUUGCCAGUCAAAUGUGUGUGGCCAAGCCCCGCUUAACACCAAAAUUGUUGGAGGGGAGGAUGCAUCUGCAGGGUCUUGGCCCUGGCAAGUAAGCAUACAAAGUAACACCUAUGGAGGCCAUUUCUGUGGUGGGAGUCUCAUCAGUCCGUCCUGGGUUUUAUCUGCAGCUCACUGCUUUCAGAGCGUUUCUACAAAUACCAUUGUGGUGUACAUUGGACGUCAAAGCCAAACAGAUUCAAACCCAAAUGAAAUUUCCAGCACAGUGUCUCAAGUUUUCACACAUCCUUCCUAUUCAAGUUCUUCAGAAGACAAUGACAUAGCUCUCCUUCGGCUCUCAUCUCCUGUGGAGUUCAGUAAUUAUAUUCAGCCCGUCUGUCUGGCUGCUGCAGGUAGCACGGUUGGUGAAGGUACAAUGACCUGGAUCACAGGAUGGGGAAAACGUAAUCCUAACUCCAACCAACUCCCCGCCAUCCUGCAGGAAGUGGAGAUACCAAUUGUGAGUGACAGUACUUGCAAAAAUGCCUAUGCAGAUCUCACAGACAACAUGAUAUGUGCUGGAUUAAGUCAGGGAGGAAAAGACUCAUGUCAGGGGGAUUCUGGAGGGCCACUGGUAGUUAAGAUUGACACCCAGUGGAUUCAGUCUGGAAUUGUGAGUUAUGGUCAAGGCUGUGCUGAACCUGAACUUCCCGGUGUGUACACAAAAGUCUCCAAUUACGAGGACUGGAUUAUCUCUCACAUAAGCAGCGACCAACCUGGUUUUGUUCAGUUCUCCUCCAAUAGCCCUAGCAGCUACUCAUCCAACUACUUUGUAUUUAUCAUGUCCCUCAUAUAUACUAUUAUUACUCUAUUAUUCCAUUAUUAAAUUUUGAGGGUUUUUUGUGUUGUUAAUAAGCUAUUAAUAUAUUAUUUCAUUUAAUUUAAAUCUACCUUUUUAAAGGUGCAGUGUGUAAAUUUUUGUGCCAUCUAGUGGUGAGGUUUCCCAUUGCAACCAACGGCAUAGUCACCUGCUCCCCCCUCACUUUUGAAACCCAUAGAGAAGCUACGUUAGCCGCCACGGGACAAACAUGUAAUCGUCGGAGACAACUUAGUAAAAAAAGUUUGUCCAUUAAGGGCUUCUGUAGAAACAUGGCGGCACAAAAUGGCGACUUCCAUGUAAGGGGACCCUCCAUGUAUGUAGAUAAAAACAGCUCAUUCUAAGGUAAUAAAAACAUAACGCUUUAUAAAGAAAGGUCUUUAUACACCCCUGAUUAUAUAGUUUUGUAUAUUAUUUUGCAUUUCUGUAAAGAGAUUCUUCUGAAAAUUACACACUGCACCUUUAAAAUUUCAAAUGUUUUUUUCUUUCUUUUCAACGAGAGAAUGUUUGCUAUGUGUAAAGUCAGAAUGCAUAACUAAAUCUUAACUUUAAACCAGGACUGGUAUUUUAACUUAUUUUUAUUAACUUAUGAUGUUAACAGACAAUAUUGUUAUACUUCAUCUCUGAGUCUGACAAACAGUUGAAAAGCUCAAAAUAACCAAAUUGUCGAAAAUGUAUUUAACUUUAAUUCUAAACUGAAUAAAUGAUAUUUAUAUUUAAAAAAGACAUUGGCUUGGAAAGUCUUUGUCUUUCUGUAUGUUGUGUAGAACAUAGUGUCAGAUUACACCAUGGGCAAAUAUGAUAACAACGAUUGUUGCGUGACUUGCAUCUAGAUAUACAAGAACUCGCUGAAACUUUUUGUCACAGGGAAUGUUGGAUCAGCAGAUCUCUACUAGCCGAAAAUGUAUCCUACUGCGCAUGCUUUGGGCCAAUCAAAAUGUUUUUUUUGUUAUACCUGAUCAUCCAGUCCUGUCAAACAUAAACAGCCACCUACAUGCAUCUUGCAUGACAAUUACUCUGGCAUCUUUUCUCCACCCCUGUUCACACACUGACUUAAUUUUAUCCACUUUUCUUUAGCCCAGGGGUUUAGCUUAGAGAUUGUGACGUAAUUCAGGUCCUACCUCCACCUUCUAGGAAAGCAAGUCGGAUUUGUUUACUGUUACUAAAGACUAGGUGAAUUUGUGUAGAUUUCAGUAAUACUUUGUGCAUUUCACUCAAUAAGUGACAUAAUACAACAUUGAUAAUAACAUUCUUUAAGAUGAUCCUAGUUGAGGAAAUAUUUUAUUAUUUUACCAUUGACAGAGAAAAUCCAAACAUGCAAAUGAAAUUUGUAUAUCUUUAGAGGCCAUUAUGUGUAAUAAGAUGGAAGAUGGAAUAUUUAGAGUUAUUUUGAGUCCAUAAAAUAAGAAAUAAAUGUAGCAUAUUUUGCAUUCCUUAUAUUUAAUGAAAUUGCAUGGUGUGAUGACACAUUACAUUUGACCCGUAAGCACUUGAGAUAAUCUUGUAUUUAUUUGUUCAGACAGGCCACAUAUAUCCCAGACCAUACAGCCACCUCAUUUUCAUUUUAAGGUGAA